Molecule: messenger RNA, 2516 nt
Organism: Malus domestica (apple)
Lineage: Eukaryota; Viridiplantae; Streptophyta; Magnoliopsida; Rosales; Rosaceae
Product: KH domain-containing protein HEN4
Molecular function (GO): RNA binding
Source: RefSeq, a predicted model, not a curated record
UUUUUUGGACACAUCUUCUUAUUCUAGAGAGAGAAAAACCGCAGCGGCAGCAGGUUGAAUCGAUGCAUACACGAACAAAUAUGUAUGUGUAUUUAGAGAGAGAAAGAGAAAAAUAGAGAGGAGAGAGAGAAGAGAGAGAGAGAAAGAAGAGCGAAGGGGAAACUAUUUGUAGUGAGAGAAAGUAUUAUGGGAAGCACCUUUCUCUCUCUACCAGCGAAACGUUCCCUAUCGACUAUGUCUUCUGACCCCAACCCCUACUUCGAAAACGGAUCCUCCAAGCGCUCCAGGCCCCUUCCUCCUCCCCUCAGCGUUCCUCCCGCCCACGUCGCCUUCCGCAUGCUCUGCCAUGCCUCGCGCAUCGGCGGCGUUAUCGGAAAGUCAGGUGCCGUGAUCAAGCAGCUCCAGAAAACCACCGGAGCCAAGAUCCGAAUUGAAGAACCCCAAGUCGAAUCCCCCGACCGGGUCGUUGUGGUCAUCGCUCCGAGCACAAUCCGGUCAAAGAUUUGGCUCAAAACUCCAGCUCUCGGCAAUGUUAAUAAUGGUGGCGGUGGUGGUGUCGAAGAGGAGAUUGAUGUUUCCCAGGCUCAGGAGGCGCUUCUGAGAGUGUUCGAGAGGAUUCUGGAAGUUGCGGCGGAGACCGGGGCGAUUGCGGCGGGGGUUGGGGUGGUGUCGUGCAGGUUUUUGGCGGAGGCGGCCCAGGUCGGGUCAGUGAUAGGAAAGGGGGGGAAGGUGGUAGAGAAGAUUAGGAAAGAAACUGGUUGUAAAAUUAGGGUUUUGAAUGAGAAGUUACCUGCUUGUGCUGCAGCCACAGACGAGAUGAUCGAGAUAGAAGGGGAUAUUUUGGCAGUAAAGAAAGCACUUGUUGCUGUCUCUGGCUGUCUCCAAGAUUGUCCACCAAUUGACAAGACAAGGAUGACUGGAAGCAGGCCUGAGGCAGUUCCUCGUGAAACUCUACCUGAUCUGCGUUUAGAUCAACUUUCACAGAGGAACUCAAUGCUUAAUUUGCCAAUCAGCUCCAUGAGUUAUGCUACAGGAGUUCGUCCAUCCUCAAUAGAGGCUGAAAGGAUCCCCACACUUGAGACAAAACAACAGGAAGUUUCUUUCAGGAUUCUUUGUGCCAAUGAUAGGAUUGGGGGUGUAAUUGGAAGGGGGGGUUCCAUUGUCAGGGCUCUUCAAAAUGAGACAGGUGCUUCAAUAAGUAUUGCAGCAUCUGUGGCUGAAUGUGAUGAACGAUUAAUUACUGUUUCUGCAUCGGAGAAUCCUGAAUCAAGGUACUCGCCAACACAAAAGGCUGCUGUUCUUGUCUUCUCAAGGUCCGUAGAGGCAGGCAUAGAAAAGGGGCGAGACUCAAGCUCAAAUAAAGGUUCACCCCUUACUGCACGGCUUGUAAUUCCAUCAAGCCAAGUUGGGUGUUUGCUGGGAAAAGGGGGUGCAAUAGUUUCAGAGAUCCGGAAGCAAACUGGUACUGGUAUACGAAUAAUAGGGGGUGACCAGGUCCCGAAAUGUGCCUUAGAGAAUGAUGAAGUUGUACAGAUUUCAGGAGAUUUUUCAAACGUGCAAGAUGCUUUGUACAAUAUUACUGGUAGAUUACGAGAUAACCUUUUCUCCAGCACAGUAAGUAAUUCUGGAAGAAGGAGCAGUUCAUCCAUGCUAACGGCAACCGAUACAAGUCCUUAUGGAAGACCUAGGGAUCCAGCUCUUAUUGGAUUUCAGCCAUCGUCAUCAGUUGGUGUUACUCAUGGUCUCAGCCGUCAUACAACACUAAUUCAAAGUAUGGAUCAUCUUGGUCUUUCCCAUAGUUUAGAUCAUCCUUCCCCACCAAGACCAUGGGCAUCACAGUUGGCGGCUUUCACAGAUGUUGGAAGGGGUUUGACUUCUCUAAAAAGUCGCACAGAAAUUGGCAGCAGCGGGAGCAAAUCUGCUAUUGUGACAAAUACAACCAUAGAGAUCGUAGUUCCUGAAAAUGUUAUUGGCUCUGUGUAUGGGGAGAAUGGUACCAAUUUGGCUCGUCUGAGACAGAUUUCUGGUGCCAAGGUCAUAGUGCAUGAGCCCCGUCCUGGAACAACUGAUAGGAUUAUUGUCAUAUCUGGGACACCAGAUGAAACCCAGGCAGCACAAAGCCUUCUACAUGCAUUCAUUCUUACUGGACCGUCACACAAGUAGUUGGUUUUGAGACAUGUUUGCAGGUGAAGACUCCAGUGGGUCGCUUGGUAAUCAAUCGGCUUUUGAUUUUGUCAAAUGUACAAUAGGAAGAUUCAGCCUUGAGGGUUUCUUUUUAAUGCAGUCCCGAGCUAAGCAAAAGUAAACUUUACUCUAUCGGCUUACCAAUAUGUUUUGUAGGGUGUUAAUCAUUCUGCCAUAUUGAUGUAUUCUUGAGAAACAAAGAGGAAAGAAUUUGACACGAGAGCGUUUGCUUAGUUAACUCAGUCUUUUAAUGAAUUAAUCUUUUUUGCUCAAUUACCUCUGUUUAUUGUAAUGUGACAGUUGAGGAAGAGGAAGACAAUGUGUUUCAAUUA